Messenger RNA from Entrophospora candida, 1497 nucleotides. NCBI's taxonomy places the organism in Eukaryota, Fungi, Glomeromycota, Glomeromycetes, Entrophosporales, Entrophosporaceae. The record is from the annotation of a GenBank genome assembly.
AUGGAAGAAAUUCGAUCUUACACCCUCACUGAUAAUGUUACAGGAGAUGUUGAUUAUUAUAAAAAAUGCAUUGAAUUGCAAAAAGAAAAUAACGAAUAUAAGAAUAUAAUAGAAAUCAUAGAAUAUGAAACAACUAAAUCAAAAGAAAAUGAAAAAAAAUUACAAGAAGAGUUAUCCGGUGAAAAACAAAAAUCUGAUUAUCUAAAUAAUUCUUAUAAACAAUUAACCAAGGAAAAUUCUGAUUUGCAAAAAAUAAAUGAGGAAAUCAGGAAUGUAAUAGAAGUAACGAAAUAUGAAAAAAACGAAUCAAUAGAAAAUGGAGCAAAGUUACAAGAAGAAUUAUCCAUCAUAAAACAAAAAUUUAAUCAUCUAUAUGAAGCUUACGAACAAUUAUCUAAACAAAAUGCACAAGAUAGAAGGAUUGAUGAAAUUGAUGAAGUUGUUAUGGGUAAUAAUAAUAAAAAAAAAAUUAUCAAGAUUAAAGAUCUAAAAAACUUGAACAGAGAGCUAGCAAAUAAAAAUAGGAAAUUGAUGAAAGAGGCUUCAUAUCAAACAAUUUUAGGAGAUGGAUUAAAGUUCCGCAUAAGUGACGAUCAUGAAGAUAAUUCAGCUCAUCUUGCAACUGAUGUGAUUAGUUUACAGGAGAGCAUUGAGAAAUAUGUUACUAAUUUAAAGGGCUCUUUUAUGGUAAUCAACUUUGAGACAGUUCAAGAAUUAUACAAAAGAUAUAAUGUGCAAGCUCAAAAUCUAAAAGAUAAAAUUUUGAUGAAAGCAGUACUACAACGUUAUAUUCUGGAACAAGUUUUGAAAUGGGCAGAUGAUUAUUUUGAAGUUAAAGAACAUGAUGAUUUAGAUCAUCCUUCUAAUCAAGAAAAAUAUAUCGUAAACCAUACAAAUCAAUUAUUGGAUUUUCUUAAUAACCAAUUUUAUCCUACUAAUUUUAAACAAGAUAAUAGUAGUAUGGUGAUUAAAGACAUUCCAACAAAAAUACGACAGUUUACAUAUCUCGCAUUAACUGAACUUGGAUUCUCUGGAACUGAACAAGAACAUUCAUUUAUAUCACGCACAGCAAAAAAACUUAAUCGACUAAUGACCAGAUAUCGUGUUAUCAAAGAUGAAAAUAAAAAAAAGAAUGUAGAAGAUAUGGCAGAAGGUCUUGUCAAAGAAAUUGUCAGGAUAUUUAAAUUCUUAUUAUUAGUUCAAGAACCUAAAUGCAAAGUACAUUGGUUUACGAACAAUGCAAAGCUAGAUUUUAGAUUUAUGAAAGUUUUAUCAUGGGAUGAUGGGAAUGUGGAUGAUUAUGUUGUGGAGAUUUGUUUUUUUCCCUUUAUAGGAGCAAUGGAUUCGGAUGGCAAUCCUAGUAAAUCGAUUACUCAUGCAAGAGUCUAUCCUCGAAAUAUUACAAACUCUCAAGAAACACAAGAUAUGUCGAAGAAUAUAUCAUCAGCAGUAUCAGAAGACUUGCUUCAAUCUGAAAAUCUACAAAAUGCAGAAUGA